AGUAAUUAGGGGCUCGGCGACAAGUCGGAGUCUGAGUUGUUGACAGUCGUUUCUCUGCCUUCGCUGGUCCUGGCGCUGCCAGCGCCGCCGCCGCCGCCGUCAUGGGGAAGCGACAGCAUCAGAAGGACAAGAUGUACAUUACCUGUGCUGAAUACACUCACUUCUAUGGUGGCAAGAAACCAGAUAUCCCACAAGCAAAUUUUCGUCGUUUACCUUUUGAUCACUGCAGUCUCUCUCUGCAGCCCUUUGCCUACCCGGUCUGCACCCCUGAAGGCAUCGUCUUUGACUUGCUUAACAUUGUCCCUUGGCUUAAGAAGUAUGGGACCAACCCCAGCAACGGAGAGAAACUGGAUGGGAGGUCCCUGAUCAAGCUGAACUUUGCAAAGAACAAGGAAGGAAAGUACCACUGCCCAGUGCUGUUCACCGUAUUCACCAACAACACCCACAUCGUAGCCAUCAGGACCACUGGCAACGUGUACACCUAUGAGGCAGUGGAGCAGCUAAAUAUCAAGGCCAAGAACUUCCGAGACUUGCUGACAGACGAGCCCUUCUCUCGGCAGGAUAUCAUCACCCUCCAGGACCCCACCAAUUUGGACAAAUUCAAUGUCUCCAACUUCUUUCAUGUUAAGAAUAACAUAAAAAUAACAGAUCCCGAUGAAGAGAAGGCAAAACAGGACCCAUCUUAUUAUUUGAAAAAUACAAACGCCGAGACCCGAGAGACACUGCAGGAGCUCUACAAGGAGUUCAAAGGGGACGAGGUCCUGGCGGCCACCAUGAGAGUCCCGGAGAAGAAGAAAGUGGACAAGCUGAAUGCUGCACACUAUUCCACCGGGAAGGUCAGCGCCUCCUUCACGUCCACCGCCAUGGUUCCAGAGACCACACAUGAAGCAGCUGCCAUCGAUGAGGACGUGCUGCGCUACCAGUUUGUGAAGAAGAAGGGCUACGUGCGGCUUCACACCAACAAGGGCGACCUCAACCUGGAGCUGCACUGCGACAUGACGCCAAAGACCUGUGAGAACUUCAUCAAGCUCUGCAAGAAGCAGUAUUACGAUGGCACCAUCUUCCACAGAUCCAUCAGGAACUUUGUGAUCCAGGGGGGUGACCCCACCGGCACAGGGACAGGCGGGGAGUCGUACUGGGGAAAGCCCUUCAAAGACGAGUUCCGGCCCAAUCUCUCACACACGGGCCGGGGCGUCCUCAGCAUGGCCAACUCGGGACCCAACGCCAACAAGUCUCAGUUCUUUAUCACCUUCCGCUCCUGCGCGUACCUCGACAAGAAGCACACCAUCUUCGGGCGGGUUGUCGGGGGCUUUGACACACUGACAGCCAUGGAGAAUGUGGAGAGUGACCCCAAAACUGACCGCCCUAAGGAGGAGAUCCGCAUCAACUCCACCACCGUGUUUGUGGACCCAUACGAGGAGGCUGACGCUCAGAUUGCCGAGGAGCGGAAGAGGACACAGCUUGAGGAGGCAGCGGCCCCGGAAAGCACAGUGAAAACCCGCCAGCCCAAACCAGGGAGCCAGGGGCCCCAGACGUACCGCCAGGGGGUGGGCAAGUACAUCAACCCAGCAGCCACUGAGCAGCAGAGGAAGAGCCCUCAACCAGUACAGCUGUGCCUGUGGCCAAGAAGAAGCCCAGCCGUGGCUUUGGGGACUUCAGCUCAUGGUAGCAGCAGGUCUGCCCCUCUGGAUCCCCGGGGGGGACUGGGGACCGGGGGCCUGUGUCCACAACCCCGCGUUUCCUGCCUCGUCACCUGCCCGUCUGAUGACACCUCGCUAAAGCUCUUGCUUGUUGCCUGAGGCCCCCAUCCUGUGGCCUGCAGACCAGCCAGCAGUGUGGGCGAGGAGGGCCCCCGACUCUGGCUUUCCCACCCUCCCCCACCCCGGCUGUCGUCAUCUCAGGGACUGUACUCAGUGUAUCACCUGGGACCUGGUUACACACACAGAAUCGCAAACCCUGGACCUUCCGACCUGGGGACUCGGGGCAGGCUCUGCGCUCCGCUGACACCUUGGGGGGCUCUCGCUGCCAGUGGCUUGAGGACCCUGCACGGGAGCCUUGCCAUUAGUUUCUAAAACCUCUUCUGCUGCCUCUUGCCUGGACUCACUGGGGCCUGGCCACCCACCCAGCAGGGACUCUGGGUGGUCACAGCCAUGUUCCCCAUGGGCCUGCUCUGGCCAGCCCAGGUGCGGGCUGCACCCAGGACUUCCUGCCUCUCUGCCUCAGGACAGGCACAGGAGCGCCCGUGGAGCAGCUGUCCGGUUCCUGCUGCUACUGAUGGAUGCACCGAAGGCCCUGCCCAGCUGGCGUGACCCCCCUUCCACCCUCAGGGUCCCUCCUUGGCUCAAACACUUGACCCCUUGCCCUAGCACUAGGGCUUCCAGACCAGCCUCACCAGCGUUUCUGGACUUAAAAAAAUCCCUUCCCUUUUUAUUUUUCUAUGUCUUAAAAAAAAAAACUUAGCACUUGCUUGCCUG
Molecule: messenger RNA, 2474 nt
Organism: Nyctereutes procyonoides (raccoon dog)
Lineage: Eukaryota; Metazoa; Chordata; Mammalia; Carnivora; Canidae
Gene: PPIL2
Product: peptidylprolyl isomerase like 2
Exons: 21
Coding region: 102-1799 (565 amino acids)
Biological process (GO): protein folding; protein peptidyl-prolyl isomerization; protein polyubiquitination
Cellular component (GO): catalytic step 2 spliceosome
Molecular function (GO): peptidyl-prolyl cis-trans isomerase activity; ubiquitin-ubiquitin ligase activity
Source: RefSeq, a predicted model, not a curated record